AUGACGGGCCACAUCUACGAGUCAAUGUUCCCCACCCCGUUCAUUCCACAGGUGGGGCUGUUCGAUUUCAUCUUCCCCUCCGCGCCGGGUGUGUCGACGUCCAAGGAGUUCCCCGAGACCCACCCGGCGUUUAUCGACGGCGUCACUGGCGAGGUGCUCUUCCGCGGAGAACUCCACGACCGCGCUCUUCGCCUGAAGACCGGUUACAAGGAGCUCCUUCACCUGAAGCGCGGCGACACGGUCUGUGUUUGGGGCAGCAACUCGAUUGAGUGGAUCUUUGCUGUCUACGGUGCCAUGGCUGCCGGUCUUGUCGCCGCCCCCCACGAGCUUGCACACCAGUACAACAACUCUGGUUCGUCGGCCAUGUUUGUCGCCCUUGAGAACCUUGCGGGCUUUGAGCAGGCCCGCGCUGAGCUUGAGCGUCCUCUGGAGGACAACCGUGUCAUCCUCUUGUGCAAGCCCGAGCACAAGCCCAAGGGCACCAAGUACCACUGCAUCUUUGAGAUUCUCUCGGAGCGCGCCGAGGAGGCCGAGCACUUUGACGGUACCGAGUGCUACGAGACCCAGUUCCUGUGCUACUCGUCCGGCACCACUGGUCUGCCCAAGGGUGUGAUGACGACCCACAACAACAUGGUCUCGCAGAUGUGCACUUCCCACAUUUGUCUCGACCCCAUGUCAUCUGAAACGGACGCCCUCCUCGGUUUCCUGCCCAUGUCGCACGCGUUCGGCCUCAUGGCCAUCCUCCUCCAGCCCCUCACCCAGGGUGUACCAGCCGUCAUCCUCCCUCGGUUCGACGAGCUUAAGGCUCUGGCCGCCAUCGAGAAGUACAAGGUCACCCGUGCUCUCUUCGUCCCCCCCGUCGUCCUUCUUUUCAUCCACUCGCAGAACACGCCCAAGUUCAACAUCACCUCGCUCAAGUCCGUGUUCAGUGGUGCGGCUCCUCUCAGCCCCGAGCUCAUGGCGGCCUUCCACAAGCGCUACCCGCAUGCCACUGUCACUCAGGGCUACGGCAUGACCGAGACCUCGCCUGGCGCCCUCCAGGCGCGUAGCGAGGACUCGCGAGCCGGCCACAGCGGUGUCGGCGUCCUCCUCCCGGGCUACCAGGCUCGUCUGGUCAUGGAAGAUGGCCGCGACGCUCACCCAGGAGAGCGUGGCGAGCUCUGGCUCCGUUCGUCUUCUAUCAUGAAGGGAUACCACGCAAACCCUGAGGCGACCGCCAAGACCAUGGCUCCUGGCGGCUGGCUCAAGACUGGUGACGUCGCGGUUGUCGACGAGAACAACCGUUUCGCUAUCGUUGACCGUGUCAAGGAGCUCAUCAAGUACAAGGGCUUCCAGGUGGCCCCCGCUGAGCUCGAGGCCCUGCUCCUCCAGCAGCCCAAGGUCAUUGACGCCGGCGUCGUUGGCGUGUAUGACGAGUCGCAGGCGACUGAGCUUCCUCGCGGCUACAUUGUCGCCAACCCUUCGCUCGGCAUCAAAACCGACGCCGACAAGGCAAAGCUGUCCAAGGAGGUCGCCGCUUGGGUCGCCGGUCGUGUCGCCCCGCACAAGCGCCUUGUGGGUGGUGUCAUCAUCAUUGACGCUGUGCCCAAGUCCCCCUCGGGCAAGAUCCUCCGCAACAUUCUGCGCAAGCAGGCCCAGCAGGAGUUUGAGAGCUCCGCCAAGGCCAAGCUCUAG
Molecule: messenger RNA, 1674 nt
Organism: Apiotrichum porosum
Lineage: Eukaryota; Fungi; Basidiomycota; Tremellomycetes; Trichosporonales; Trichosporonaceae
Exons: 5
Coding region: 1-1674 (557 amino acids)
Biological process (GO): secondary metabolic process
Molecular function (GO): CoA-ligase activity
Source: RefSeq, a predicted model, not a curated record